Cavia porcellus (domestic guinea pig) is the source of this 2257-nucleotide messenger RNA. RefSeq names its product C-C motif chemokine ligand 22 (gene Ccl22). The transcript has 4 exons. Gene Ontology annotation, biological process: eosinophil chemotaxis; immune response. NCBI's taxonomy places the organism in Eukaryota, Metazoa, Chordata, Mammalia, Rodentia, Caviidae. The coding region runs from base 418 to 699 and encodes 93 amino acids. The record is from RefSeq and is a predicted model, not a curated record. Gene Ontology annotation, molecular function: chemokine activity. Gene Ontology annotation, cellular component: extracellular region.
CCAUGUUUCUCAUGGCGUAGCUCAGGAGGCCCACGUCUGAAAGCAGCCUUGGGGAAUGCAGGUGUCGGGGCCAGGCUCCUUCUGGAGGCCCUACGGGAAACUGCAUCCUUGUCGCCUCCCAGCCCCCUGAGACCUCCUGCAUGCCUGGGCUUGUAGCCCUGAUUACUCGGGCCUCUCCUCUGUUUCCUCUGAAUCCUCUCUGCAACGGGACCUUUCCCUAUUGUCAGAUCACACCUGCAAAGACCUUUUCUCCAGGGAAGGGAUCGGGGACUUCUCCUUUCACGACAUGAAUGUCAGAGACUCUGGCUUCCACCAUGACUAAGAUGUCUGAGCCUGUGGGUGGAAGGAGCGUUUAAAUACCAGGCCUGCCUGCCCUCUGACCAUUUGACACCUGGACUGAGACACUCACAGCAAGACAUGGCCAGCCUGCAGACUCCGCUCCUGGCUGUCCUCAUCCUCCUCUCAGUGAUGCUUCAGGCAACUGAUGCAGGUCCCUACGGGGCCAACGUAGAGGACAGCAUCUGCUGCCGGGACUUUGUCCGCUACCCGCUGCCGCCGCGCGUGGUGAAGGACUUCUACUGGACCUCAGACUCCUGCCGCAGGGCUGGCGUCGUCCUGCAAACCGUCAAAGACCGGGAGAUCUGUGCUAACCCCAAACUGCCCUGGGUAAAGAAGAUUCUCCAGAAGCUGAGCCCAUGAGGAGGCACCAUGAUGACCACUGCCUUUGGAUUCUCCAGCAAGGCUCGCCAAGCCCUACCUCUCCACCUUUGCAGCUGCUGCUCACAGAAGCCUGUGCCUGUAACUCCCUCUGUGCCCUCUCAUCUCCAUCCCUGCAGCUCUCGCCCUCUGCUGGGCCUCCCUUCAGGCCCCUCCAGCCUCAGUACAGCCAGGGUCCCUGUCUUGAUCAGCCACCUCUUUGCUCCCACUGCUCUCGAAGAGAUCAGACCCUGCUGCUGGCCCCGACCCUUUGAUCUGGGUGCUGUCCUCGUGCCCAGCUUCAACCCCUUCCCUUCCUGUGUAUUGAGCUCCAGUUUCCUCUUCCCCAAACCAACACUGCUCGCUUCCACUUUGGGAUCUUUCCAGGGCUGUUCCUGCUACCUGCACAUGGCCAGGUCUCCCACACUCCCAGGGUUUGCUCAGCCCAACUAAUCAAGACAAUUUUUAGACUUCCCUGGCCCUUUGCCUGCUCCUAUUAGGUUUGACUACUGUCUGCUCAGAAUUUUCAGGACUUAGAGGCCCACCCUCCAGCACCACUGCUUGGACGCAGGUCCCCAUCUUGUUAUUCUUAUCUCCUGGCCUCCAGCAUAGAGCACAGAGCCCAGGGCCUGGCUCAGAAUCAGAGAGCUCUGCAAGGGCUGCAGACUGGAUCAAUAAAAUGAUGUGUCCUCCACCCCAAAACAGGCACUUACUUCUCAAUACAGAGAUCCAUGGCACUAGAAAGGAUGAAUUGGGUCAAUUGUGGAUUCCUGAUUUGCUCGGAUUCACCUGUCUUCCCCAUUUUAACUAUGCAUUGGUCAAGUUUGAUUUUUUUCUUCUCUCAGAACUUAUUGGUCUUUCAGUCUCCAGCAGUCAGGGCUGAUCUCUUCAGAAUUCACCCCAGUCCACUUCCCCUGCCUCCUUCCUUAACAGCUGAUUAUUCUGUUGAGUUCGUGCCACGGUGUCGGUGGUGAUCAUGGCUCGGUAUUAUAAGCUGCAGUUUUAUUUAUGUGUAAAAAGAGGGUAAUAGUUAAGAGGUUAAGUGGAUGAAUGGGAGAACUUGAGGAACCCUGUGGGAGGGGACAAGAUGGCACUUUUGAGGCCUCUGGAGGAAGCAGGUUAUAGUGGGGCUGCUAUGUAUGUGAAGGAGCCUGGGGAAACUUGCUCUUGGAUGUUUGGGGCCGGGCUAAGAACUGGGGUUUGGGAGUAUCUCAGAUAAAAGGAAUAAACUGACAAUGUUCGCUCCUUUCUGAGGGAGCCUGCUGCCAUUCAGUGGGGCGGUUGGCACUGUAAAACCCUGAGCAGUGACCCAUGUUAGUGCUCAGAGCCUCAUGUGACUAAUGAAGAUGAGAACAGUCACCUCAUGGUUACUGAAGGGCUUGGGUCCAAAGUGCACCUUGCCCCAGCCACGCAGCUCUGGGUCUUCCAGGCCUGUGUCCCUCACCUGCCUACUGCCCACGAAUGGAGCCUUCAAGUGUCCUGGGGGCUCCAAGUGUUAUGUCCCCUCCUGUCUUGCUCUUGCCCCUCAGGCCUUCUGGAAAAUAAAUCCUCUCAAACAGUG